This is a messenger RNA of Polyodon spathula (Mississippi paddlefish), 450 nucleotides long. RefSeq names its product 1-phosphatidylinositol 4,5-bisphosphate phosphodiesterase gamma-1-like. Gene Ontology annotation, molecular function: phosphatidylinositol-4,5-bisphosphate phospholipase C activity. The transcript has 4 exons. Lineage: Eukaryota; Metazoa; Chordata; Actinopteri; Acipenseriformes; Polyodontidae. Gene Ontology annotation, biological process: phosphatidylinositol-mediated signaling; positive regulation of epithelial cell migration. The annotation marks the transcript as partial. The record is from RefSeq and is a predicted model, not a curated record.
UUGAUAUCCGUGAAAUCAAGGAGAUUCGACCGGGCAGGAACUCGCGGGAUUUCGAGCGUUACAUCGAGGAUACCUCUGUGCGGCUGGAACACUCGCUUUGCUUCGUCAUUCUCUAUGGCACAGAGUUCCGCCUCCGAGCCCUCAGUCUCGCAGCCACUUCAGAUGAAGAGAUGACCAUGUGGGUUAAAGGCUUGAGCUGGCUUGUUGCGGACACGCUCAGUUCCUCCACGCCCCUGCAGAUUGAAAGGUGGUUAAGGAAGCAGUUCUAUGCAGCGGAUCGCAGCAGAGAAGACAAGAUUUCCUCAAAGGAUUUGAAAAGCAUGCUGUGUCAGGUCAACUAUAGAGUCCCCAACAUGAAGUUUUUACGAGAGAAAUUUCCGGUACGGAUUACAAGAGUUAAGAUGCUGGUGUUCCACGGAAUAGUUUGACCAUUAUCCCUAUAACAGCAAA